CCUUGCCGUCUGCUCCAUACCCUCGGCCCUUUAUCUUUCUCUCCCUCCUCAUCUCUCUCUCAGACACGCAAAUAGAGGGAGAACAAUGAGGAAGCCUUGUUGUGAUAAGCAAGACACCAACAAGGGAGCAUGGACGAAGCAGGAGGACGAGAAACUCAUUAACUACAUCCGCGCCCAUGGAGAAGGUUCUUGGGGAUCACUCCCCAAGGCUGCAGGACUGCUUCGGUGCGGUAAGAGUUGUAGGCUGCGAUGGAUAAACUACCUACGGCCCAACGUUAAGAGAGGGAACUUUGAGGAGGAUGAAGAGGACCUCAUCAUUAAGCUCCACGCUCUUCUUGGCAAUCGGUGGUCGCUGAUAGCUGGAAGGCUGCCUGGACGAACAGACAACGAGGUGAAGAAUUAUUGGAACUCUCAUCUUAGGAGGAAGCUCAUAAGUAUGGGGAUCGAUCCCAACAACCAUCGCGUCAGCCAGAGCGUCCCUCUCCGCCAGCCUCAAAGCUCGAGGAAUGUAACGUUAUUAGGCGGUCCUGCGAGCCACGAACGCAGGGAAUGCCAGCAACUGAACUCGGCGACGGAGAAUGAUCGGGUGUCUGAUACUGCGAGCUGCCUGGAGGACGAUGCCUACAUGUUGCCUGACUUGAACCUUGAUCUCACUAAGUCCGCUCCUUCUCCGCCUACUACAGUUAUGGAGUGGAGGCAAGAAUCCGAAGAGUUGAAGGCACCAUCGGAACUAGGGAAUGCAACCAAACCGACACUCCUCCUCUUUAGCUAACCUGAUAUUGCUUAAUAUUGAAGUAGUGAAUAUUAAGUGAGAGAUUCUUAAUAUUAGUUUGAAGCCUCUCUCAAUAUUAGUUUGAAGCCUUAAAUGAAAGGUAGAUUGUGGUCUUUUCCUAAGGUUAGCAAUGUACUUGUAUUAGCUAGGAUUUAGGAAGGCCAAGUGAGGGAAACAAGGUGGAUGGCAGUGCAGCCAGUUUGUUCCCAUGACACAAUUAUAUUUUUUUGGCUAUCACUGAGUUCUAAUAGAAGAACUCUUUGUAUCCUAUGAUACAAUUAUCACUUUGAAUACAUGCUCGAAUUAUUCCAAAAAAAAAAGAAGAA
Molecule: messenger RNA, 1098 nt
Organism: Phoenix dactylifera (date palm)
Lineage: Eukaryota; Viridiplantae; Streptophyta; Magnoliopsida; Arecales; Arecaceae
Source: RefSeq, a predicted model, not a curated record